AUGAUCAGAAAACAAGCCAGGGAAAGAAGAGAAUAUUUGUACAGGAAGGCCCUCCAACUCCAAGAAUCUUCCCUCACGGAAAAGCGCCAGCAGCUCAAAGCCGCCUUGGCGCUGGGGAAACCUUUAUCGAAAGAACUAGCCGAAGACGACAAAUUACAACGCGAUUUCAUCUACGACCAGAGCGAGCAGGACCAAAUUGAAAUCGACGACGAAUACAGCGCAUUAUCAGGCAUCUCGGAUCCGAAAGUGAUCAUCACCACUUCGCGCGACCCCAGCGUGCGAUUACUCCAGUUCUCCAAAGAGAUCAAGCUCAUGUUCCCCAACAGCUUGAAAUUGAACAGGGGAAAUUACAUCAUUAACGACUUGGUCCAAACGUGCGCGAGAGUUCAAGUUUCCGAUAUGGUCAUCUUGCAUGAACAUCGCGGGGUGCCUGCCUCCAUCACGGUGAGCCAUUUCCCGCAUGGCCCCACUGCGAUCUUCACGUUGCAUAACGUUAAAUUAAGACAUGAUUUGCCCCGCUUGGGCAACGUGAGUGAAUCCUAUCCGCAUUUGAUCUUUGAAAAGUUUAGUACGCCCUUGGGAAUGCGUGUCGUGAAGAUCUUGAAGCAUUUGUUCCCGCCUGGUGUCAAGCGUGACUCGUCGAGGGUGAUUACGUUUGUUAAUAAUGAUGAUUUUAUAAGUGUGAGGCAUCAUGUGUAUGUGAGAACGAAGGAUGGCGUUGAGAUUAGUGAGAUUGGGCCCCGGUUCGAGAUGAAGUUGUAUGAGAUCCGGUUGGGGUUGCCCGAUAACAAGGAUGCUGAUGUCGAGUGGCAGACGAGAAGGUUUAUUCGUACCGCUAACAGAAAGAAUUAUCUAUAG
Molecule: messenger RNA, 858 nt
Organism: Lodderomyces beijingensis
Lineage: Eukaryota; Fungi; Ascomycota; Pichiomycetes; Serinales; Debaryomycetaceae
Source: the annotation of a GenBank genome assembly